Molecule: messenger RNA, 726 nt
Organism: Cololabis saira (Pacific saury)
Lineage: Eukaryota; Metazoa; Chordata; Actinopteri; Beloniformes; Belonidae
Gene: gabarapl2
Product: GABA(A) receptor-associated protein like 2
Exons: 4
Coding region: 168-533 (121 amino acids)
Biological process (GO): autophagosome assembly; cellular response to nitrogen starvation; macroautophagy
Cellular component (GO): autophagosome membrane; autophagosome; cytosol
Molecular function (GO): ubiquitin protein ligase binding
Source: RefSeq, a predicted model, not a curated record
UCACUCCCCAGCCAGACGGACAGCUGAACAGCGGACGCUUACUGUUGACGUUUUGUUUUGAUCGCUCUGAUCCUCAAUUUUUUGGGAAUCAACCCGACAUUAUUUGCUGACUUAGACGCCUGCCUUUCUCCUCUGCCAUCACGCCUGAGUGCGGGGAUCCAGCGAAGAUGAAAUGGAUGUUUAAAGAGGACCAUUCCCUCGAGCACCGAUGUGUGGAGUCAGCCAAAAUACGCAACAAAUACCCUGACAGAGUGCCGGUGAUAGUGGAGAAGGUCUCCGGCUCCCAGAUAGUGGACAUCGAUAAGAGGAAGUACCUGGUGCCCUCUGACAUCACGGUGGCCCAGUUCAUGUGGAUCAUCAGGAAACGCAUCCAGCUGCCUUCAGAGAAAGCCAUCUUCCUCUUCGUUGACAAGACUGUCCCUCAGUCCAGUCUCACCAUGGGCCAGCUGUACGACAAGGAGAAAGACGAGGACGGCUUUUUGUACGUGGCCUACAGCGGAGAAAACACCUUUGGUUACAACACGGGGUUAUAACUUCACCGAGUACCAGUCUCCCCCCCGACACACACGUACACUUACACAGUAGGGCCCGACACACACCGGUGGGGGUGCACACAGCUUCAGACAUUGGCCUUUACGUGUGUUGUCAAGUAUUGCGUCUACACAUUUGGCACUUUUGGCACAAUUGUCAAUUUUUAUACCGAAAGGAAGAGAAAAAAAAAAGAAA